Sarcophilus harrisii (Tasmanian devil) is the source of this 8369-nucleotide messenger RNA. It is a transcript of the gene AFF3, whose product is annotated as AF4/FMR2 family member 3. The record is from RefSeq and is a predicted model, not a curated record. Gene Ontology annotation, cellular component: super elongation complex; nucleus. The transcript is spliced from 21 exons. Bases 82 to 4107 code for a protein of 1341 amino acids. Lineage: Eukaryota; Metazoa; Chordata; Mammalia; Dasyuromorphia; Dasyuridae. Gene Ontology annotation, biological process: regulation of gene expression.
GAAGCAGCAGUUUCAGCAGCAGCGGCAGCCUGGGUUGCGGCGGCGGCGGCAGCGGCAGCGGCAGCGCUGACACAUCCCACCAUGGACAGCUUCGACUUAGCCCUGCUUCAGGAAUGGGACUUGGAGUCUCUGUGUGUCUAUGAACCAGACAGAAAUGUAUUACGGAGAAAAGAACGGGAAAGGAGAAAUCAGGAAACUCAGCAAGAUGAUGGAGCAUUUAGUACAAGUUACUCCCUCUUCAGUGAACCUUACAAGCAUGCUUGCUUUCUUUCCCCCCAGACUAACAAGGGGGAUGAGCUCUCAAAUCGGAUCCAGAAUACUUUAGGCAGUUAUGACGAAAUGAAAGACUUCUUGACUGACCGAUCCAAUCAGAGUCACCUUGUUGGGGUUCCCAAACCUGGGGUUCCACAGACCCCUAUGAACAAAAUAGAUGAGCAUUUCAUUGCUGACUCAAGAUCGCAGCCCCAGCCUCCUAUCUGCAGCACAUCAUCUUCCACACCAGCAGCUGUACCUGUGCAGCAGAGCAAGAGGGUCACCAUGGGCUGGCAGAAAGUUGGGCAUCCUACAUCUGAUGGCCAGCAGAGGGCAAGCAAGCAUGGGCAUAGAUUGCUUGAUUCACACAAUAGUGACUUCAAAUCUGCUAACCAAAAAACCAGUAAUGAGAAACCUAAACACUGUGUCUCAAGCCCCACAUCCUCCUCCUCUUCUUCCUCUUCUUCUUCUUCCUCCUCCAACUCAGCACAACCAGGACCUCCAAGGACCAUGCUUGGAGACGCUGUCAGCAGGCAACAGUCAAGGUCCAAGCAGAGCUGCAGUGUGGAAAUGGGUCUUCAACCUCAAGAAAGGAACUCUGCCAUGUCUGCCAAACACAGCGGUGGUGGGCACUGUGUCCAGAACUUCCCUCCUUCUCUUGCUUCCAAACCAAGUCUAAUCCAGCAGAAACCAACUGCUUAUGUUCGGCCGAUGGAUGGCCAAGACCAGGCCCCUGAUGAAUCUCCUAAACUCAAGUCUUCAACAGAAACUAGUGUACAUUGUACCUCCUACAGAGGAGUACCUGUCAAUAAAGCUGAAUCAUCCAGGACCAAGUCCAAGUUAGCAAAAUUUAACAUUCCCAAACAAGGGGAGGACAGUGGAUCAGGCGAUAACAGCUGUGUUGAAGAAAUAUUACGGGAGAUGACCCAUUCCUGGCCUCCACCUCUUUCUGCUAUUCACACCCCUGGUAAAUUAGAACCAAGCAAAUUUUCAUUUCCAAAUAAGGACUCUCAGCAUGUAUCCACUGGACACAACAAUCCAAAGAAAAAUGAUGCUGAGCCAAAGAGUCCGGACAAUGGUACAUCAAAUACUUCAAUGCUAGAAGAUGACCUUAAAUUAAGUAGUGAUGAAGAAGAAAAUGAGCAGCAGGCCGCACAGAGAUCUGCUCUCCGCGUUCUGUCUGACAGCGCGGUGGUUCAGCAGCAGUCCAAUAGCAGACCCUCGGGCCCCUCCAGCAAAGGGUCGAGCAGCGGCAGCUCCAGCAGCAGCAGCAGCAGCUCCAGCGACUCGGAAAGCAGCUCCGGCUCCGACUCGGAGAGCGAAAGCAGCUCCAGUGGAAGUGAAGGCAGCAAGCCUUCUCACUACUCCAGCCCAGAGCCAGAACAAGCUUCUUCCAACAAGUGGCAGCUGGAUAAAUGGCUCAACAAAGUGAAUCCCCAUAAGCCUCCGCUCCUGAAUCAAAAUGAAAACCACGGGUCAGAGAGCAGCCAGUACUACAGCCGGGGAAAGGAGGAGGUGCAAGAGUGCGGGAAAUUAGCCACCCUCUGCCAGCCAGGCGUCCGGGAGAAGGAGAUCAAGAACGCCUGCAAAGAGGAGCAGAGGCCUAGGACUGCUAACAAGGCCCCGGGGACUAAAGGGGUGAAGCAGAAGUCGCCUCCCGCCACUGCGCCUGCGCCUCCCGCAGCCGCUGCCGCCGCCCCCACAGCGCCCCCUGCCGCCCCGGCCUCUGUCUCCGCUGUUCUGAGUGCCGGGCCCACGGGGGUCAUUCCGAUUGCUGCGGAAAGCGCAGGCGCGCCGGCCCCUUCCCGGAGGUCGGCCUGCAAGAAGCCUCCGAGGAGGACCGCGACAGCCACGGAGAGGGCCUCGGCCGUCGACGGCGCUAACUGCCACCGGCCGCCGGCCGAAGAGCUGGCGGCCAGCGAGGUGCUAGUGGAGAGCCCCACCCCCGACCCCCCAAAGCCCAGGCCUUGCGCCGGCGGCGGCGGCGGCGGCGGCGGCGCUAGGACGGGUCACCGAAAAGAGCUGCGCUCGUGCGCGUCCUCGGUAGCGGCGGCCACGGCCUGCGAGAAGCGCCGCACGCGGGGCCUGAGCAAGACGGCCCCCAAGUCCAAGGAAUUCAUCGAGACUGAGUCUUCGUCCUCUUCUUCGUCCUCGUCGUCCUCGUCCGACUCGGAGCCAGAAUCGGAGCCCGAGGACUACUCGGGCCCCAAACCCCCGCCCGUGGGCCCGGGCUCCGCGGCGGCGGCGGCGGCGCCCUCGGCGGGGGGCGACCAGCGGCUCCGGGAGGGCGCGGGCCCCGGCACCGGCGGCAACAGCAACAAGGCCGUGGGCUCCAUCAACGCCAGGACCUCGAGCGACGCCGCCAAGGAGCUAGAAGAGCAGUUCUACACUCUGGUGCCCUUCGGCCGCAACGAGCUGCUCUCCCCGCUCAAGGACAAUGACGAGGUGAAGGCCCUUUGGGUCAAAAUCGAUCUGGCCCUCCUCUCCCGCAUCCCGGAGCCCUCGCCCCCCCUGGACCCUCCCCCUGCUGCCCCAGCCGCCCCCGCGGCCAAAGACUCGGAUCCUGGCCCGCAGAGUCACGCCCCAGACCUGCAGACGGCCGAGAAGGGUUUGCCGAAGUCCAAGCGGAAACGCAAGUGUGAAAAUGAGGAGGAAUUUAGGGAAGUCAAGAAGACUCAGGGAGAGAAAGAGUGUUCCUCACGACUGACUACUUUGGCCAACAGUACUUCUUCGACAAGCCAUUGCCACUUGAACACCAAUAGCUUGGCAAUACCAAUAAAUAAAAAUGAGAAAAUGCUUCGGUCACCCAUUUCACCCCUCUCAGAUGUGUCAAAACACAAAUACUCCAAUGAUGAUUUAACUUCUUCCAGUAGACCUAAUGGCAGCAGUCUGUUCACUUCCAUCUCCUCCAGCAAAAAGCAUAAGACGGAGAAUCAGUUGCAGCCCCAUGCUGGAGACCUUGCUAAAACAGUGCACAACAACUCAGAAAACAGUCUCUUCUAUAAUAAACCACGACCCCAGACGGAACCAUGGUCACCAUUAUCCAAUGGGCACAGAGACUGCAGAAGACAAAAGCUCAUCUUUGAUGAUAUGCCACGCAGUGCAGAUUAUUUUAUGCAAGAAGCAAAACGGAUGAAACAUAAAGCAGAUGCAAUGGUGGAAAAAUUUGGAAAAGCUUUGAAUUAUGCUGAAGCAGCUCUGUCAUUUAUUGAAUGUGGAAAUGCAAUGGAGCAAGGUCCAAUGGAAUCUAAAUCUCCCUAUACAAUGUAUUCAGAAACAGUAGAACUCAUCAGGUACGCUAUGAGACUAAAAACUCACUCAGGCCCAAAUGCCACUCCAGAGGACAAACAAUUAGCUGCAUUAUGUUAUCGCUGUCUGGCUCUCCUGUAUUGGCGAAUGUUUCGACUCAAAAGAGACCAUGCUGUAAAAUAUUCAAAAGCACUUAUUGACUAUUUCAAGAAUUCAUCUAAAGCUGCCCAGGCCCCAUCUCCAUGGAGUGCCAGUGGAAAGAGCACGGGAACUCCAUCCCCCAUGUCUCCCAGCCCUUCUCCAGUCAGCUCAGUGGGAUCUCAGGGGAGUCUUUCCAGCACUAGCACCCCUUCACCAUCAUCCAUAAUUAGCAUUCCACAUCGGAUCCAUCAGAUGGCAGCCAACCACGUCAGCAUCACCAACAGCAUUCUGCACAGCUACGACUACUGGGAGAUGGCUGACAACCUUGCCAAGGAGAACAGAGAGUUCUUUAAUGACCUGGAUUUGCUGAUGGGGCCUGUCACCCUGCAUAGCAGUAUGGAACACCUAGUUCAGUACUCCCAGCAAGGACUACAUUGGCUGCGAAAUAGUGUUCACUCAUCAUAGUGAUUGCGUGCCAUUUAGCCGGACUGUGUAAUAAUCUCCCAUGGACUGUUCGAUUAUUCUGGACACUGUGCUACCGAAAUUCUCAGUCACAGCAUUUAUCCAAAUGAAGGUGAAUAUUUCUUCAGCAUCAAACAACAAUAUUUUUCUAGGGGGUGUGUGUGGGUGUGGGUGUGUAUUUGUAAGUGUGAGUGUGUUUGAGGUUGUCUGUAUAUAUUUGUAAAAUAUAUGCAGCUCUUCAGAAUUCUUCUCCUCCUGUAGUCUCCAUAACCUUAGGAUAGGCAGAAGUGACCAGAGGUGUCUGAUUAGAGAAAAUGCACACAUAAAAACACACACACACAUUUCUUUCUAUUUCAAUAUUAUACCUUGGAUUCUUAAAAAAAUUCAACCAAAAUUUUAUGGGUUAAUCAAGUGCAAUAAAGCACAUUGAAAGCUUGACUGCCAAUUUAGAUGCUCCUAGAACAUACAUUAAUGACCUCUUUUUUCAGUCUUAAUAUACUAUCUUCUCCCUACUUGCAGAUUGGUGUGAACUGAUAAGUAAUUGAAAAAUGGAAUUAAGUAUGUUAUUUUUUGUGCAGUAAGUUUCAGUGGAUUUCAUAUUACCUUAAUUAUUAUUCUUUUCUAUUAUCACUUCACCUAUCACUCAACCUUAUUAUCACCUUAAAAAAAAACAGUUAAGCAAAAGAGAUUUUUUUUCCUAAUUACCUUUCUUUUCCUGCUCCCUUUCCCCCAAUUAGUGAUAGAAGUGGCACUGAAAUGAACAAAAGAAAAAAAUCCAAUGGCUUGGAACUGAAUAGAUAAUUUUAAAAAUGUGGCAAGGCUUUGCAACUGAAAAACAGAAUCCACUUAUACAUGUGGCAUCGAUACACAUGUACAUAUAUUUUCAAUUCUCUGUCUCUUUUAUAAUAUCCAUAUGGAACAGUGUCUUUAUCUAACUACCAGAAAUUUUAAAAGUCUUUCCAUGAUAGCUUUCUUGCAUAUGUAGGCCAAAUCAAGAUAUAACCUAGAUUGUUUCCUUACCAAAAAGUCUGGAUUUGCUGCUUAUCAUGCUAAGAACCACUUACUGUAAUAUUUCCAUAUAAUCCUCUCACUCUUCUUGCAUAAUGUACUAGUGUAAGGCUUUAAUAGUUCUUGAUUUGAUAAACAUUUCCAGUCACUGUUGACAAGGCUGCCUUUUACUGAGGAGAGAGGGCUUGAGGAAUGGUACUAAUCUUGCAACAAAAACUACAAUUUUGUUUGGGUCAACAGAUCAAUACCUAUUUGUAUCCUCUGUAGUAAGUCAUAUGCAUAUUUCCCUUUGCCAUCAGUGCAUUUCUGUUUAUUAUUAACUUUUAUGUUCACUCUUUUGACAUCUUUUGUUUCCAGUUUCAUUGGAAAUAUAGCUUUAAUCAGAUUUUUGUCACUUCUAAAUUGAGUUUUGGAGUUGAGAAAAUAUGUUCCAGGAAAAAACCCUCUGGAUCAUAAAAAAAUAGCCAUAUCUUUCCAAAGCCUAACAUUCCCAAACUCUGUGUGUACACACAUGCACAUACACAUAUGUACAUGCAUAUGUGUGUUUAUACAUGUGUAUGUGUUUUAUAUAGGUAUAAUGCAUCCUUUUUAUAUCAAUGCCACCAUCGCAUGCAUAACAUCAAGCCACUGUAAAGAAGGAAUGUGAUAUAGUUAGGUUGCUUAAACUAUUUAAAGGCAAUAGAGUUAGAAAGAAUUUAGAAAAGAUGCUGACCUCUAAGUCCUGAUGUUCUCAUUCUUUUGGUUGUAGCAUGUUUCUUAUUUUUCAGCCUAAUAUUUAGCUGGAAAAACAAGUCCUCCAAAAUUCCUUUAGUUUCAAGUUCUAUGAAUACUAGAGCUGUCUUGGUGAUAAUUUUGAAGUUAAUUUUAUGCCUCAGUAAGUGAAGACCUUACCAAACUUUUCUUGGGCUUUUGCCCUAAGAUGUUUUGGUUAUGUUAACAGUAUUAUUUUUUCCAAUACUCAUUUCACCUUGUGUGCUGCAUAGAUUUUCCUUAUAGGUACCUCUGAUAAGUAAUUGGCACAUUUUUACAGUUCUAUCCUCUUUUGGAAAUUUUAGGUGCAUAUAUAGAAUUUAAGGUCACAUAUUUUUUUAAAUCCUUAUGAUCUCUGAAGAAAGGUUAGACUUCUCACUUAGAUUGUGUUCCAUAGAGAUGCUUUCCAAUUCAGGAUGCAUGAAUAUUCUCGUAUGAUGCUGUAGCAUAGCUUGCAUUACAAAUAUCUCUGCUAAAUCUUUUUAAGUUAUGUACACUUUAUUUUUGUUUUUUGUUUUGUUUCUGGUAAGCCCUCUGGUUUAAUCAUGACACUGACUUAAAUGAGGGAAUAUAUUUAGACUGAUUAUGUUGACAGCAUUUUGGUUGGUAACUUGGCAGCCAUCAGUAUUUCAAACAAGGUUUUUAGCAGUGGGUCAUUUUGUUGAUGAUUAGAAUAGCUGAUUAUAUCACAGGUGUUUGUUUUCUUCUGCCCCAAAUGGUGAGGCAAUAACAUCUGUUUCAUUUGGAAGCAGAACUGUGACAAAAGACAAUUUUUAGUGACUGGACCUCUCUUGAUUGCUAUUUGUGAAAGUCAUUCCUAUCCUAACCCUUUUCUUUCUUUUAAUUUUCUAUAUAUCUUUGCAUUUGACCUCUUUUUAAUUUUGGAGACAAAUUCUGUUCUCAGGAACCAAAUAUGGGCUUGAUUGAGGUCAAGCCUUCUGUGACUUUAAUAGGAGUUUGUCCUUAAUCACAAUGACAGAAUUAUCUUCAAAUGGAAGUAAUCCAAAUAUAUCCCAAGCCAAAAUCUGGCAUUUGUUAUACAUUCCUUGUGAUAUAUUUUGAUUAGCUAUGACUUCACAAGUCAGACUCAUAUAAAGAAUUAUGCAAAGAGAGAGAGAGAUUUGGAACAUACUUCUUAAUAUUGUAGAUAGGAAUUCAGUCCCACAAAAUAAAAGAGAUGGAGUAGAAAUAAGUUGAAGUGCUUUCAAAUUGUUUACCACAUUUAAGCACAUGAAAUGCAAUACAAGGAAACUUUCUGCACUAAAAAUCAAUUAUCAUAUUUAUAACAACUAUAUAUGCAUUGCAUCAUGAUAUGUACAUUUCUGGCACUCCAUACAUAAUAUAAAGUUUGUAUAAAUGAAUACAUUUAAAUAUAUGUAUACAAUACAGUUAAACCAUAAAAAUGUAGUCACUCUGAAGGAUAUUACUAGUGCCUAAAUAUUGAGUACAUGUCACUGGAUGUUCAUUUCACCUUGGAAGUGCAGUAAUUGUUACAAAACUAAUUAGUGCAGCUAAUCAUUACUUCAAAUCACAUCUUUGAAACUGUGCAGUAGUAUUUAUGUAUAAUAUAUAUGAAGUAUAUAUACACAUGUAUACAUGUAUAUUUUUAAAUAACAUUUUUCCACAGUUUUCACAGUUUUUCCAAGAGCUACUGUUAAAAAAAAAAUCUAUAUUACACAAAAGAAGCAGAAUUUUUUUUUCCUAAGGAAGUAGACACUCUGCACACCCAGUUAACAUUGUGGUUUAUCUGUUUCUAGAGACCCAAGAGACUUUAGCAGUCACCAGCCUUAAUGCAUGUACAGAAUAUUCUUGUGAUUUAUCUGUUUUUUUUAAUUCUCAUGAAAUUGGAAUUUAUAAACAUGUCUACCUUUCUGAGGUUGCAAAUGUUACAUUAAGUGAUUUAUGCUGUAAAAUGGGAGAAGUUGAAUUGUAAGUAAAAAAAUAUCAACUGAAUUCCAUAAAUUUUUUAUAAGAAAAAUUCAGAAUUGAAAUGUUUUUCAAAUUAAUCUUUCAUUCAUGAAACAUCCUUUUUAUGCAUAUUUUUAUUGAAUAUCCACUAGAUAAUUAACAUUGUAAGCCUAAUUCUUGAUGCAAAGAUAUAUAUUCUCUUCAUGAAUUCUACCGUUCCUUCUUUAUGCUGCCCCUCCAAGCCUCUUACAGUCCAUCUAUACAUACGCACAUAUAUAUAUAUAUAUAUAUAUAUAUAUAUAUAUAUAUAUAUAUACACACACACAUACAUGCCUAAUUCACCAGGGAACUGUCCAAAAGAAACAAAAUGCCUCAAAAACACACGUAUUUUUGAGUCUUUACAUAGAUUUAUCCCCGAAGUACUUUUUAGCUAAUUAUCUUGUGUUAGUGCCGAAAUGAGGUGUCUGGGCUCAUCUCUAGCCGAAGGAGCAAAUGACUUGACUUAAUAGUGUGCUAUUUUUCAAUUCCUGGCACCAUUAUAUAAUAUUUACUAGCCUUUAAAAAAAAACCUCAAUAUGAAUUUUAAUUCAAGAACUGUA